GUAUAUGAAAACCAGUGAGAGAGCAGAAAGCCAGCAAAAUAAUCGAUCUACAGUUGUGUUAAAAGAGUGAUAGAAAUUUCAAAUAUCUUCAAUGCCCGAGUUACAGAGCGGUGUAGAUCAGUAAAAGAUGCGCUCUGUUGUACCGGUAUUUGGGUGUGGGCUUGCCAUGUUUCUAUUCUUGGGACGUGUGAAAUGUAAAGUGCCUUUGCACGUCGGUGGUAUACUUGGGUCUACGGAUGAUAGCUGGUCGAAAUAUGCCAAUUUUUACAACAUCCUCUUUCAAGUAGCGUUUGAAGAGAUCGGACGGACAGACAUCUUGCCAAACCAUGAACUUGUGUUUGAAUCCAAAAACUCCCAGGCAGAUCCUGGCUUGGCAGCAAAGUGUUUAUUUGAACUUAUCAAUGAGAAACCUGUCAAGAUUGCUAUUUUUGGACCUCCAAAAUCCAACCCCUACGAAAUAGUUGGGCAGAUAACACCCAAAUUUUACCUGACCCAGAUGUCAUUCCUUGCAAAAACAUCCAAUAUCAUGGACCGGACUUUGUACCCUUCUACAUAUAUGACAAAUUAUAUAGAAGAUGAUCUUAAUCCUGCUCGAAUUGCCAUGAUCAAGAAUUUCAAAUGGAAUAAAGUUGCAACACUUUUUUACAACGAAGCUAUCUUUGUCUCUCAAAUGAACGAGUUCCAUAAACUGUUGGAUGAAAACAACAUCACCUUGGUCACUUCCGGUAUUAUAACGGACGUACAGGAAGUCGAUGUGGUCAUAAAGAGGCUCAAGCAAUAUGGGGCAAGAAUUAUCAUAGGUGCAUUCAGAUCUACAAAAGCGCCAGAUAUAUUUUGUGAGAUUUACAAACAAAAGAUGUUUGGCAAGAAGUAUGUCUGGAUAUUAACAGACUCUCUGUAUAAAGGAUGGAUCGGCAAGUUAGAGGAAGGACAAGAAAGUUGCGCUGUUGACAACAUAAAAGCUUCUGCCUACGGUCAUUUCACCCUUGGUCAGAAGCAGCUACGGACCGAUAACGUGGUCACAAUAUCUGGCCGGACAGCUGAUGAGUAUGAAGCAUGGAUGAAGAACAUUUCCGCUCAGUAUAACUCUAGCACAAUGUUGCUAUCUAAGUACAGUCCCUGGGCCUACGAUGCUGCUUGGGCACUGGCCGUGGGCCUGAAUAGGAGCAUCAAACACAUGGGCGGUGGCGAACUGGAAAACUUCUCGUACAACCGAUCAGAUAUAUACGACGCCAUCCAGAAAGGAAUGGAGGAAGUGUUCUUUCAAGGAGUAUCGGGUCCAGUAUCCUUUAAAGACGGCAGAAGAAUUGGUCCAGCAUUCAUCAAAAUUAAUCACGGAGAUGAAAGAGUCGAUGUUGCGAUGUAUGAACCUUUGAAUGAUUCAAUUAAUUGGUGGACAGAUUCAAAUUCCCUGUUUAGUGGCGGGGUUGUGCCUAGAGACAGUUUCCAAUACCUCACACGAAGAUUUCAACAAUCAAAUGCCGGGAUCUCAUUGGUUGCUUUGUUGAUAACCUUAGGGGUGGCCAUAGCGCUGGGUUUUCUUGGCUUCAAUAUUCACUACAGAAAUAACAGGAAUAUUAAGAUGUCGAGCCCGAGAAUAAAUAACACGAUAAUUGUGGGAGGACUGCUGAUCUACGUCGCCGUCGUAUUCAUGUGCAUAGAUUAUGCUGGCUCAAUGCCCCGUAUGAACAACCAUAUCUGUAUGCUGAAUGUUUGGAUAAUCUCCGUCGGUUUUACUCUAGGAUUUGGAGCUCUGUUUUCAAAAACCUUCAGGGUACACAUUUUGUUCACGCAGGGUACAGUGAAGAAGCAAACUAUCAGCGAUGCCCAUCUGUUCGGGAUUCUUGGCGCUCUGGUGCUGCUCGACUUUCUUUUCCUUACGUUUUGGACCUUCUUCCAUCCGCUCAGGAUGAUACAGAAAAACGUUACAGUCGAGCAAGAGAAUUCAGAUACGAUACUCAUCGAGACAUUUCACGUGUGCUAUAACGAAUUUCAGUCCUACUGGCUGUCCGCCCAGUACAUCAGUAAAGGGGCUCUAUUAGCCCUGGGGACCUUCCUGGCCUGGGAAACACGGCACAUUAAAGUCCCCUCCCUCAAUGAUUCCAAAUACAUCGGGUUCUGUGUGUACAACAUAGUUAUCGUAUGCGCCCUGUGUGUACCGGUCACUUUUGUCUUACCCCCUGAGAAACCAACGGCUAAAUUCAUCUUUACAUCUGUUGUCUGUGUGUUUACGACCACAUUGGUGCUCUGUAUCCUAUUUGUUCCAAAGGUAAAGCUGAGAAAAUCGACGGACGCCAUCAGGUUUAAUCCGAACCUGCAGAAGACAAUCAACCCGUACAAGACAAAGGCAGGGAUAGGGUACGAACACACAAAAACAACCAAUGUGUCUACAGUGGAGGACGCUAGGUCCGGGUUCAAUAACCACUGUUCGGAGAAAAGUUCAUUUUGUGACCCAAUAAAUCGUAACGGGUCUGACGUCAAGCUAAUUACUGUGGAACCUGAGAAAAAUAACGGCACAUGUAUAGUCUUGCAGAAUGAAGAUCUUCCUCCAAAGGAAUCAGAUCAGAAAGAAAUGAAUUGUACCUCGGUGUAACCAGCGGACUUCAGUUUAAGAACGGUGCACAGUGGACAACAGGACAUUAUGUUGUCUGAUUACAGUUACCUAAAAUAUAUAUUUUGUUUUGUGAUACAAACAUCUCUAUUUUCAUUAAAUUUGUAUACUAGUAUAUAGCAUAUGUCUUUUUUCCUUUUCAGU
Molecule: messenger RNA, 2755 nt
Organism: Magallana angulata
Lineage: Eukaryota; Metazoa; Mollusca; Bivalvia; Ostreida; Ostreidae
Product: gamma-aminobutyric acid type B receptor subunit 2-like
Exons: 17
Coding region: 128-2593 (821 amino acids)
Biological process (GO): gamma-aminobutyric acid signaling pathway; G protein-coupled receptor signaling pathway
Cellular component (GO): membrane; G protein-coupled receptor heterodimeric complex
Molecular function (GO): G protein-coupled GABA receptor activity
Source: RefSeq, a predicted model, not a curated record